AUGAAACCUGACCUCAGGCUCAACCCUGACCUCAGGCUGAACCCUGAACUCAAACGGCGAAUGCGAAGAUUGCCGGAGAACGAUGAUCGUCGCUGGCCCUGCCUCGGUGGCUUGCCUGGGUCACUAACACCCUGCCUCUGUGGCUUGCCUGGGUCAAAAACCCCUUGCCUAGGCAGCUUGCCUGGGUCACAAGCUCCUGCCUCUGUAGCUUGCCUGGGUCACAAGCCCUUGCCUAGGUGGCUUGCCUGGGUCACAAACCCCCUGCGUCGGUUGCUUGUCUGGGUCACAAACCCCCUGCCUCGAUUGCUUGUCUGGGUCACAAACCCCUGCCUCGGUGGCUUGCCUGGAUCACAAGCCCCCUGCCUCGGUGGCUUGCCUGGGUCACAAGCCCCCUGCCUUGGUGGCUUGCCUGGGUCACAAACCCCCUGCGUCGGUUGCUUGUCUGGGUCACAAACCCCUGCCUCGGUGGCUUGA
Molecule: messenger RNA, 474 nt
Organism: Hyalella azteca
Lineage: Eukaryota; Metazoa; Arthropoda; Malacostraca; Amphipoda; Hyalellidae
Exons: 2
Coding region: 1-474 (157 amino acids)
Source: RefSeq, a predicted model, not a curated record